Molecule: messenger RNA, 2686 nt
Organism: Macadamia integrifolia
Lineage: Eukaryota; Viridiplantae; Streptophyta; Magnoliopsida; Proteales; Proteaceae
Exons: 8
Coding region: 519-2534 (671 amino acids)
Molecular function (GO): protein binding
Source: RefSeq, a predicted model, not a curated record
CAAGAAUCCACCACAAAAGCACUGGCUAGCUGUUGGGAGUUGAGAGGGACAAUUCAUUAGGAUAUUGCUAAAGCUUCUAGUACCAGUGAACUCUCAUUGGGAGUAAGAAGAAUUAUCCAGGUAUGGAAGUACCGGUGGAAAUCUUAUCAAUGAAAAAUGUUUCUUUGUCUCUGGAAAUUGAAGAUGAGCGUCCUAUUUCUUUGGAAAGUGAAGUGUUAAUCGAGGAUAUUUCUAUUUCUCUAGAAAGUGAAUUUCUAAUUGGUGACAUUCCUAUGAUAGAAGAAAACUAUACAACUUGGAAAGAUAAGAUGGAAAGUUUUUUGAAGAACAUAGGACUAUAGGAUUAUGCUGUUGGAGGAAAGUGUGAACCUGAAAAUACUCCCAACAAAGAAUAUGAGGAUUGGAAGCUAAAAAAGGGAGAAAUUAUAUCAAUAUUCAGAAAAAAAUGUGGAAUUAAGACACGACCAUAUAUUGAAGGACUAUACAAUAUCACACUUAUUUGGAAGCAAUUGGUUACCAUGAAUGAGUUCAUUUAUCCAACAAAAACAGGGAAAGUGAGGAGAAGCACAAAUUACACAUGGUGCCUCCCCUUUUACAAAGCUAUUGUAGAUGGUAAUUGGAAGACUGUCUCGCAGUUCCUCUCAGAAAAUGAGGGAGUUCUUACAGUGAGGCUCACAUCAGAAGGAGAUCUUCCUAUUCAUGUGGCAGUUCAACAAGGAAAGGUUGAAAUUGCAAAAGAGUUUAUUAAAAAAAUGCCCACAAAACUUCUAUCAGAACAAGGAAAACAUGGUAGAACAGUCCUUCAUGUUGCUGCUUCAGGUGGGAAUGAAGCGAUCGUCAAGGCUAUUGUAGAAAAAGAUGCGAAACUAGUGAUGAUCAAAAGCAAAUACUACAUGGAUAGAAUUCCGAUCAUCGUCGCUGCAAGGGCCAGCAACAAAGAUGUGGUGAAUUAUCUUUAUCCGAUCACCAUAAACCAAGAAGCUAUUCAGAAGGAAGACAACAAUGGCCAACGUGAAAUAACUAGAGCUACAAUUCUUACUCGUCUAAUUUUUGGUGAUUUUUAUGAGCAAGCUUUCGAUCUACUAAAGAAAUACCCACAUUUAGUCUUGACCAAGGAUGAUUGCAAGUAUACAGCCGUGGAAGCACUCUCGAUAAAGCCUGCUGCAUUUCAAAGUUCAGUACCAAACAAAAGAAGAAUUGGGACUUUGGGAUAUUAUUUCAUGAACUCAUUGCUAGAUGUUCAUGUUGAUAUCAAAAAUGCUCGUUGGUGCACGAGAGGAGACGUGGAAAAUUCUUUCGAUGCCAACGAAGACAACAUUCAAGGAAAUAUCAUGUGUGGACUAUGCACUAGUACAAAUUGUAUUAUUUUUCAGUUUUGCAAGGAUCUAUGGCUAAGCUUCCGCUGGCUAUUUCAGAAUGCACUUAUUAAACUAGUGCCUCAUUGCAAGUACAUAUAUGAGGAGAAGUUGAAGCAUUAUGAAGCUUAUAAGCUAGUAAAGGAAGUAUGGAGGCUACUAUCAGAAGUUGAAGACCUUGAGGAGGCUCAGAAUGAUGUACUGGUUUCAGCAAUGUUUCGAGCAACAAGGCAUGGGAUUGUUGAAUUUAUCGAAGAGUGUAUCAACAACUGUCCUCAACUUUUAUCACGAUUGAGAAUUACAUCAGAUUUCAGUGCAAAUGAAGCAGGCCAAACAAUAUUUCAUCAUGCAAUCAGCAACCGCCAAGAAAAGAUUUUCGGGCUUAUCCAUCGCCUAGGCCCAUUGAAGAAUGAUAUUGCAACCAUGAAGGAUGCAUCAGGAAACCGCAUGUCUCAUCUAGCUGCCAAAAAAGCACCUACUCAGAGGCUCAAUCAAGUUUCUGGUGCAGCUCUCCAAAUGCAACGUGAGCUACUAUGGUAUAAGGAAGUGGAAAGUGUUAUGCCCUCCAUCUAUGCGUUAUAUGAAAACAAUAAAAAGGAAACAUCAAUAGCAUUAUUCACGGAGGAGCAUAAAGAACUACUAAAAGAAGGAGCAGCAUGGAUGAAAGAUACAGCAACACAAUGCAUGGUGGUAGCAACACUAAUCACUACAAUUAUAUUUGCAGCAGUGUUUACCAUCCCAGGUACCAAUAAGGAGAGUAGUUGUGAUUAUGCAAGAGGAGUGGAAUACAAUUACAUACAUGGCAAGUUUCCUAUAAUUUUUGUCAUAUCAAACAUAUUAGCCCUUUGCUCUUCUGUUGCUUCAAUGUUGGUGUUUCUAGCCAUUAUUACUUCACGAUAUGCAGAAGAAGACUUCUUAUCUACUUUGCCUCGGAUGUUGAUGAUGGGCCUUUUAUUUCUCUUCGUCUCUAUAGUGGGGAUGAUGAUAGCCUUUGUGACAGUUAUCUUAGUCAUGCUUCGCUACGAAGUUCUAUGGAUCUCCUUGCCAAUUGUCUUUGUAGCAAUUAUCCCAGUCACUAUAUAUGCUUUGGUGGAACUUCCUCUCUUCAUGCAAUUGAUGUUUACCACAGCCUCAUCAGAUGUCUUCUUCGGGAAGAGAAAUUUAAAUAAGCAUGCAUGAGUGGGUAAUAGUAGUACCAUUGGUGUAUGUUACAGGGAAUACUAAGAGAAGUGUCUGGUUAGUUGUAAACUUCUUUAUUUGAUUGGUUGAGUGAAAUUAAUUUGUAUACAUCAUUAAUUUAUAAGCAUCAUUAAGGAGGGAUUUUUAGCCUA